This is a messenger RNA of Polistes dominula (European paper wasp), 2208 nucleotides long. It is a transcript of the gene nAChRalpha6, whose product is annotated as nicotinic acetylcholine receptor alpha6. Gene Ontology annotation, cellular component: postsynaptic membrane. Gene Ontology annotation, molecular function: transmembrane signaling receptor activity; acetylcholine-gated monoatomic cation-selective channel activity. The record is from RefSeq and is a predicted model, not a curated record. Lineage: Eukaryota; Metazoa; Arthropoda; Insecta; Hymenoptera; Vespidae. Gene Ontology annotation, biological process: monoatomic ion transmembrane transport.
GAGGAGGUGGUGGUGCGAAAGGACGAGGCUUGGGUUCCCUCGAUCGCGCGAUAGCCCAUCGUCGAAUAAUCUGAAAGAGGACGCUCGGUUAUGACGGCGAAAUCGGGUGGUGGAGGGUUGUGAUGAUGGUUUGACGAUUUUCUUCCUAACGUUCGUGUUCGUGGACAUUUAGUCGAAUAAGAAGAACGAUAGGGGUUGAAAGUUACAUGGGGUGUUGUUUGUCACGGUCACGGGAUUUUAGAUCAUGACAAUUGUUUUCGUUUCUGUGAAAUUAUUAUUAAUAAUUAUAAUAGUAAUAAUAGGAAUAGUAAAAAAAAGCGCGACCAAGUGGAACCUUUUUCAAUUUCAAUCAAAAUUCGGAGCUUCGAAUUUAACGUAGAAGACGUGUUUUUACGAAAACUUUCAAUAAACAAACUAAUUUUUGUCUUAUUCGUGGAACAAUCAUCUCUUCUACGAGAAUUAAGUUUUUGAUAUCGGUGAUUCGAAGGUGGACCGGAAAAAGAAGAAUAAAAUCUGCCAUAAUGGCGCACGACACUAUUACGGGUUCUUUCCCAAGGAUACAAUUUUGGAUGAUCACAAAUAGUCUGCCGAUUUUAUUCCUGCUUAUCGUCGUACCUCAGGAGAGUCACGGUGGUGAACACGAAAAACGAUUAUUAAAUAACUUAUUAUCAAAUUACAAUACUUUGGAACGUCCAGUUGCAAAUGAGAGUGAACCACUGGAAGUCAAGUUUGGGAUUACGUUGCAACAAAUUAUCGAUGUGUCGUGGACCGAUUAUAAUCUCCAGUGGAAUCAAACGGAGUAUGGUGGAGUAAAAGACGUCCAUAUAACACCGAACAAGCUUUGGAAACCUGAUAUCCUCAUGUACAAUAGCGCGGAUGAGGGUUUCGACGGGACGUACCAAACAAACGUGGUGGUCGCGCAUAACGGCAGUUGCCUGUACGUCCCACCGGGCAUCUUCAAGAGCACAUGCAAGAUAGACAUCACUUGGUUCCCCUUUGACGACCAACACUGUGACAUGAAGUUCGGAUCCUGGACCUACGACGGCAACCAGCUCGAUCUGGUCCUCGAGUCAGAGAAGGGAGGUGACUUGUCCGAUUUCAUCAUGAACGGGGAAUGGUACCUCAUCGGUAUGCCUGGACGAAGGAAUAGGAUAGUGUAUAAGUGUUGUCCGGAGCCGUACGUCGACGUGACGUUCACGAUACAGAUACGCAGGAGAACGUUAUACUAUUUUUUCAACCUGAUCGUGCCCUGCGUCCUGAUAUCGAGUAUGGCCCUAUUGGGUUUCACAUUGCCGCCCGAUUCCGGAGAGAAGCUCACCUUAGGAGUGACGAUUCUGCUGUCGCUGACAGUUUUCCUGAACCUCGUGGCAGAAAGCAUGCCGACAACCUCGGACGCUGUACCUUUGAUAGGGUCGUACUUCAAUUGCAUCAUGUUCAUGGUGGCUAGCAGCGUCGUCUUGACUGUUAUGGUGCUAAAUUAUCAUCACAGAACGCCCGACAGAUACGUCAUGCCUAAUUGGAUCAAAAAGCUGUUCCUACAGUGGCUGCCAUGCAUAUUGUGCAUGAGCCGUCCUGGCAAGAAGAUCACGAAGAAGAGUCUCUUGGUGACCAAUCGGAUGAAAGAACUCGAGUUACAAGAGAGAAGCAGUAAAAGCUUAUUGGCGAACGUCUUAGAUAUCGACGAUGAUUUUCGUCAUGGAAACAGUGCUGCCAAUCCAGCUACCGGUUACAUAAGUAGGUCGGCGUACGGCACGCCAUUGUCCGGACGACCGGCUACGGUCGAAGAAACGUCGGCAUCUUUACCUUUAAGUGGAAUGCAAAGAGAACUUCAUACGAUUUUAAAAGAAUUACAAUUUAUCACGAGUCGUAUGAGAAAAGCCGACGAAAAUGACGAGGUGAUUAACGACUGGAAAUUUGCUGCCAUGGUAGUCGACAGGUUGUGCCUGAUCGUCUUCACGUUAUUCACGGUGUUGGCCACGGUCGUAAUACUAUCUAGUGCGCCACACAUAAUCGUCCACUAAUAGACUGCCCGGUCGAGACACCGAAUAAAUGCACAAAAACGUCGCUUAAGUAGCGCCUCCUCGAAUUUGAAGCAACGUUCGUGGGACGCGUGAUUUGCGGGACCGAUUCUACCACUAACAAGAAAGAGAAAAAGAGAAAGAAAAAGAGAGAGAGAGGAAUAGAAAAAUUUUAAGAAAAAGUGACAAA